This is a messenger RNA of Paraglomus brasilianum, 1217 nucleotides long. The record is from the annotation of a GenBank genome assembly. Lineage: Eukaryota; Fungi; Glomeromycota; Glomeromycetes; Paraglomerales; Paraglomeraceae.
UAUUGCAGCAACAUGAUGGUCUUGAUCAUUUGGAUAUAUUGGAUCUUUCGGUUAGAGUGAUAAUUAUAUCCCAUUUGGAAAACCCAUUACCACUUGCUAGAUGUUCACAUGGUUGGUACGAUCUAGUGUAUUCCUCUGAUGUCAAGUCCACCUGGUUACUGAGCAGAUAUGGCAGAACUCAUGCAUUAUUUCAUGCUGUAAGAAUUGGUGACUCGUUUAUCACUCCUGAAGUUGUUGAACUUAUGCUUAAGAAAGGUGCACAGAUCAGCCAAUACUUCAUUCAGAGACUGGUGCUCGGAUUUGGCAAAUACGAUCAGAAACUUAUUAAUCUCAAGCUAACAUAUCACGUGAGACCGCCCAAUCCAUAUCAAGCUUCUAGCCCGUGGGCAAGCAAUCUUUCUGUCGAUAUCUUUUCCCAGCUUCUUAAAGAGGGUUAUGACCGAUUCGGUGAAAAUAAUAUUUCAGUUCAUGGAAAUGACAUGGAAUAUUUCUAUUAUCUCUCAGGCGGGCCAUUAGGAACCAGUCAAUCCAUAGUUGAAAUUCAAGAAAACUUGGAUGAAAUUAAAGAGUUGAUUCGAGUUUAUAAAUUUGCACCGUUUCCUCCUAGGCCAGGAAUCAGAAAUCCAUGCGAUGUAUCUGAUGGGUACACCGACAUCUUGCAAUGGAAUAUUAUUGCGCGAUCUAUUUUGAUCUGCCCUGAAUUGGUUAGUCUCUGGAAGGAAAAUGGAUAUCACGAAGUAGUGACCGAUACAAAUGAUAUCGUUAUACGAGAUUCGCUGUUAUUUCUUUAUCGACAUGAGGAAGAAUGGGCUUUACCUGGAUUAGAGCAAGUUGUCAAGAGAUUAAGCGACUUACAAUCGUAUGGUUUCAAAUUGACCGACAAGCUCAUCGGAGAUGCCUUAAGAUUAUUUGAACAAAGACUCGACUUCGCCAAUAUAGGCGAAACACUCGUUGAAGCCUUUACUAUUGUUCGUAACAAAAAGCUUAGUGAGGAUAUUCUUAUUAUUUGCCUAACGGAGUUGUUGCAUCCAGAAAAGCAUGUUGAACAAUAUGUUUCACUUGACUUCAUUAUUGGUCGUGUAACAAAACCUGAGGACAAAAUCCUCUAUAUACUUGAAAAGUAUGCGUAUGCGUACUCAACAAACAACGGCGUAUACGAAUAUAUGGUGGCAAAAUUUGGUGCCCAGUCUCGAGUCGCUAGGUAUUUGUACGAAUAA